GUUCUGUCUACUCUAUAACUGGUUAACAACAUAUCCAUCUCGUCUCGGUCGACUCAGUAUUUCUCUCAGGCACAUAAGUCGGCAUAUACCUACCCAACAUCGCCAGCGUGUCAUGGCACGAUAUGCUGCCUGACUUGGACAGCAAAGGACGCAACACUGCAGAGACGAAUUCGAUACCUACUGCUCAAAAUACUACCGGUCUUGUCCGUAAAACUGUCAACGUUCCCAAUGAUCCGACAAUACCUGUCCAGCAACCGACUGUAACUGGCAACAUUUCCGUCCCAUCACUCGACACAGUCCCUCCGCCUGCCACAAGCUUGUCUAUUCACAGUACGAAACGAAAAGUACCUGACAACCACGAUACUUCUGAAGACCCUACCGGUAAGAAAAAAAGGACGGACGACGAAGACAAGGACGGACAAUUUAUACGUUAUGCAACCGCGUCUGGUGCGUCGAAUAAACCUCAAAAGAACAAGGAAAGAGCCAGAUCCGGCAGUACUCGCCCGUCCGCUCCCGGCAAUUCACCUGUUCAGCCCAGACGCUCCGGCGCGUGUGCACCGGCUUAUCUCGGUUCUUCCACGAAGUUAUCGUCUGCUGAGAUACAGCUCCUCGCAGAAACGCUCGCCUUCGAUAUGUGGUUACGAGACAUGGACGGACAUAAAGAUUCCUCACUAGUAUGUGUAGUCUACUACUACUACACCGGUUGUUACUGUACCAGUCGCUGUAUGAUAAUCGCAUAA
This is a messenger RNA of Dacryopinax primogenitus, 740 nucleotides long. RefSeq lists its product as uncharacterized. Bases 123 to 740 code for a protein of 205 amino acids. The record is from RefSeq and is a predicted model, not a curated record. Lineage: Eukaryota; Fungi; Basidiomycota; Dacrymycetes; Dacrymycetales; Dacrymycetaceae. The transcript has 4 exons.